Molecule: messenger RNA, 3095 nt
Organism: Paramuricea clavata
Lineage: Eukaryota; Metazoa; Cnidaria; Anthozoa; Malacalcyonacea; Plexauridae
Source: the annotation of a GenBank genome assembly
AUGUAUCGUCCUCGGAUGCGCGAACAGGUCGACGAAGACGCGGAAACGCAGGACCCAUUCAACUGCUUUGAAGAGUAAGUUGUUUUAAAGUAAUAUUAUAAACACAUACACCUGGUUUAAUGCAGACUCCCAGUAUUUUUGUCCGAAAUAAUUGUAGCUGUUUCUUUGUUUCAUAUUUACUAGUUACUUCAACGCGUUUUAUGAAGAGCAAACAUCCAACAGAAUUCAAAAUUGUCAGCCGUCUAUUACGAGUGGUAAGUACAUAUAAAGUUGAUUUGUUGUUGAUACUCUAUCACUUUUAAUAAUGGUUGUUUCCUUUAAUUUGUAGGGUCUCAGAGAAAUGAUGCGACAUCGACACGAGACUCAUCUGGUGUGUCAGGUAUCUAUUUUUGAUAACAUUUAUUUUUCAAACAAUUCUAGCACUUGCUUUAUAUUCAGUAAAUUCAACUUGAAACAAAGUUUUAAGUUGAAAAAUUUAAAUAAAUUGAAUAAUUUCCGCAAUAUUUCAUCCUUCCUGACCCUGACCCUGACCCCGACGUUGUGGUCCCGCCAAUCCGCCAUUAUCCUCAGUCCUUGCAAAACUAAAAUGGCUUCUAAGCUUGUGGCUAUUUAUAUCAUUAUAUGCACAAAACGAAGUUAUAAAUGCUUUAACUCUUUAAAUAAUUAAUUUAAAAUAAUGUUGUUAUCAUGUCCUAGUGUUGUGUUCAGGGAGUAUUCUUUCAUAAAUAAACAUAAACUACUUUUAUUGCGUACUGCCUUCGACUUCUUGAUAUUUUAUUUGUUGUUUAUAGUGUGUAUGGCGACGUUUUAAAAUGGCUUUGUUGUAAUUGACUUUAGGAAAUAAUAAUUCAGAGCGGCUAAUACUCGAUCUACAGAAAGAGUGGCCACCGUCAAAAGAACGCUAAGUAGAAUGCAAGAUGUACAAGAAGAAAUCUUGGCAUGUGUCAAAAAAUAAGAAGGGGAACAGAGGCAGAAAAAUUUGAUCUUUCAAACUGCUGCCACACUGUGAGUUUAGUAUUUUUAUUAUUUAUAUUAUGAAAGAGGCACGGGACAAUUGUAUACACAAAGAGCUGUCAGAUAUUAUGCAUGGCAUUAUAUUUUGUAACUUACAUCAUAAUGCCAUUUGCCAUUUAUGACAUUUACGUCUUAAAAUAUUGUUUCAGGAAAACAUCACUCAGCUGCUGGGGAAAUACUAUACGAUUCCCAAUGGAUGUUCCAGAAAAACAGGUUAAUAAUAGCAUGUAUAUUUACAGACUAUUCGGUUAUUUAAAAAUAGUAAUAUAUGUAUCACAACAUAAAAAUAUUUUUAAUACUGGCUGAUAUAUAACAUUUUACCAUUGAUGUUGUUUAUAAUUUCUACCUAUUAUUGCUUACCUUUAGCGAGCUUUGAAGUUAGAGUUUAACAACUCUCCAACAGGCCUCUCUGUCGAAGGGCUUCUACUUCGUUUUAAGAAGUUUGAAAGUUCAAAGAUGUCGUAUUGGAGAAGCGAAGAAAGGAGAAGAGUAAGUAAUAUAUAAGACCUUUAUUAUUUGGCAUUUGCACUUAAUAUUGAAGCUGAUUGCAUGCAUAAACCAGAAUGAGACAUCAACUUCAAUGGCAGACUGAUAUAUCAGACAUAUUUUCGCUUGCCAGUUAGGGAUGUUUGAUAUACCAAUAUACCAAAAAUACCGGUAUUAACCCAUUGAGUGGCGAUGCACCCUGAUGCACCCUACUUUGGUAUUUUACUCUGUCUAACACCAGACAAUUUUACUCAUCAAGAGGAGAACUUUGGCGAUUAAUGGGUUAAAACCAAUGUUGGUAUGACUUUUUUCAGUAUGUACCGAUAUACCGACAUGUCCGAUAUACCAGAAUGUUUCGGUACGAUAUGGCAAAAUAAUCAAUGUUUCUAUUAAAAAUCGCAUUGAAAUGACUGAAAUUCCUUUGAAACAGCUUUGAAUUUAGGGAAAGUUAGUUUGCUGACGGUGACCUCAGAAUGAAAUUUCGUCAAACCUUUUUUCUUCAAGACUUGUUUAGAACCAAACUUGGAGUAGGGUUCGGAUUAGGAUUAGUAUUUAACCCAUUGGGUCACAUUGCACCCUGAUGCACCCUACGUUAGUAUUUUACUCCGUCUAACGCCAGACGAUUUUACUCGUCAAGGGGAGAGCACUGGCGCUUAAUGGGUUAACUUGUGCUUUGUUUUUACUCCUAUCACAGCUUCUUGGAAUUGCAGGAUAUGAAGCCCUGUUACGUGCACCAACAGAGGCAUUAUCAGACAAACUGCUGCAGUUGAUUGGGCAGAAGUACUCUGUCAACACGAACAAAACACAUCUGCAGAAUGAGGUGAUGCUAGCAGUAAGUGACAAUACAAUUCUAUUAUAUUUUAACAGUCCUCAAUUAAGUGUUUUUCAUUUGUAUCUGCAAUUUCCUGCUGGUUUUUAAGUGAUAUAAAAUGUUAACGUAAUGCUUAAAACUGUGAAAACUAAAAGAAUUUUAAAAUUUCAAUUAAUAAGGUUUUAUAUAUACACUUGGUCAAGUGCUCUGGGAAUCAAACCCAGAAACCAGUAUUGGUAUGUAGUGGUCACAAACAUGUGCACUUUUCUGUUUAACCCAUUGAAUCGCAUUGUGCCCUGAUGCACCCUACUUUAUUAUUUUACUCUGUCUAUACGCCAGACGAUUUUACUUGUCAAGGGCACAGCUCUGGCGCUUAAUGACACAGCUCUGGCGCUUAAUGGGUUAAUUAAACCAUUGUUCAAGAUGUCCAUCAACACCAGUUUCAGCUACUUCAUUAUCUGAUCCCAUUCCUUUUAUAUAUUUGAUAGCGUAAAUAUGUCAGAGAAAUGACAGUUCUACGGGCGAAAAAAGAGAAGGAAUUUUGGCAGGCCAUGUACACAUGGAAGACGACAACCUGGCCAAAUGGGCUAUCACCAGAUGAUUGGCGUGAAGUUAGGAGGGAAGACUUGGCUGCCUAUGAUGCAUAAGAAUUAAUGAUUUGAUAAUUCCCUUGCCAGAAUCUUAACAAAUUAAUGAUUUAUUUUAAAAGUUAUUACUCGGUUUCAAAACAGGAUUUUUCUAGAGGACGUAUUAAAUAUAAACAAAAAUACCUCUAGGAAAAUUC